CUACUAUAAAAGAAGCAUCAGCUCAGAUGCCCGCAGCAUCUCUCCUACACCGAGCUUCUGAAGAGGAAAGGAAACUCCAAGAAUAUGUACAUCUUCCUGUUCGCUCUUGCAGUGGGUCUUGCUUGUGCACAUCUCCCCAUCCUACCAGAACAGAUCAACGGUGAAUGGCGCACACUUUUCAUGGCGUCCGACAAUGUGGACAAAAUCGAAGAUGGGGGUGACUUGAAAGCCUUUCUCCGUCACUUUCAAUGUUUUCAGGGAUGCCGGAAGCUCUCUGCCAGGUUUUAUAUCAAGUUGUUCGGGGAGUGCCGUGAGGUCUCAGCCCUGGGAAUCAAAAGAAACACAAAUGGACCUUACGUCGCAGAUUAUGCGGGUCAAAACUCUUUUGAAAUUAUUGAUAAAGGUGAUGAAGACAUAGUAUUUUCUAGCACCAAUGUGGAUGUGAGGGGCAGGAGGACACGUGUACUUCUCAUGGCUGGGAAAAGAAACUCUAUCACCCCAGAACAAGAGCGUAGGUUUGCCCAGCUGACUGAGGAAAAUGGCAUUCCCCGGGAAAACAUAAAAAACAUACUCAAUUCAGACACCUGCCCAAAUUAAAGGUACUGCUUGGGUGACGAAAUGGGAGAAGUGUUUGAAAUGUCAAAUUCUCCAAGGCGUCCAAAUCACCAGUAUGUAGAUGCAAGAUCCUUUUCUUUGCAGUUGCAUUUUCUUCUCUUCUGUGAAGCCAUGGACCUGUAUCCAGGCUGACCUUUCCACCUGCAUCUAGACUCUGGUUAAUUUUUCAGUAUCUUGCUUGGUUAAAUAAACUGACAUCAUAAAAAUACA
Heterocephalus glaber (naked mole-rat) is the source of this 825-nucleotide messenger RNA. RefSeq names its product lipocalin Cav p 3.0101-like. Lineage: Eukaryota; Metazoa; Chordata; Mammalia; Rodentia; Bathyergidae. Gene Ontology annotation, molecular function: odorant binding; small molecule binding. The record is from RefSeq and is a predicted model, not a curated record.